UAACCUUCCACCUCCUCAUCACACACAAACACACACAAACACACACAAACACACAGACUGACAACAAACCCUUUCAAAAACCUCUCCUUCAAAUCCCAAAUUCAGUUCAAUUCAAUCUCAUUUCAAUUACAUCUUGAUUUCUUCAAUCUUUCAAUCGCAAAUUCCUCAAGUCAAAACGCAUUUGGACAGAAUUUAUCUAUAAAUAGGCACAUACAUUUCAAUUGCGUCUCGAGUCAAUUGAAUUUGAAUUCAAGAGUAAUGUCAAGUAAGGGAGGGUAUACGGCGGCGCCGCCGAGGCAGGGCGCUGACAGGUUUUACAACCCGCCAGCGGUUCGGCGUCACCAGGAAAUACUUUUACAGCAGCAGCAAAUGAUGCAGAGGCAGCUGCUCCAGCAACAGCAGCAGAAACAGCAGCAGCAGCAGCAGCAGCAGCAGCAACAACGCCAACUACAGAGCAGGGCAACGGUGAUGCCGGAAUCUUCCUCCGCUGUGGAGGCGAAGAAGCGGAAUGAUGCUGAUGAAUUAUCAACAAUGGUGACAUUGUCUGUAUCGCCUUCUGUUAACCCUGCUUCGACUUUGAAUGUUACUAACUUAGAUCGUUUGAUGGAAUCUGUUACCCCAUUCAUCCAGGCGCGGUAUUUGUCGGAGGUAAAUGCAAGGGGAUGGAGAACGCGGGAAGUGGAUUCGCAUCCUUUCUUUUACUUGGAGGAUCUAUGGGAAUCUUUUAGCGAGUGGAGUGUGUAUGGAGCCGGAGUACCUUUAUUGUUAAAUGGGAAAGACCCAAUUGAACAAUAUUAUGUUCCGUUUUUGUCAGGCAUGCAGUUGUACAUUGAUCCAUCAAAGCCUUCUUCUCGAGUUAGAGGACCCACUGAGGAGGGUGAUGCCGAGUUGUAUAGAUUGACAAGUAGUGCUAGUAGCAGCGAUUCCGAAGGAGAUAGAAGAGCUAAAUCCAUUUUGAAUUCAAACAUGCAGCGACUGGAUAGGAUCUCACUGGGAGAUAAAUCUGUUAUAAGUUCAGCUAGUUCUGAAGCUGAUCAUGCUAAUUCACCUGGAUUACCUUUGUUUCAAUUUCUGGAACAUGAACAACCGUAUAACCGCAGACCAUUAGCUGAUAAGAUAUCAUUACUUGCAUCCCAAUGUCCCGAACUGAGCAAGUUCAAGAGCUGUGAUCUACUUCCAACAAGUUGGAUUUGUGUAGCUUGGUAUCCGAUUUAUAGGAUUCCUAUAGGCCCAACACUACAAGAUCUGGAUGCAUCUUUUUUGACAUUUCAUUCCUUGUCAACACAAUCUAGAGGUGACCGCCCCCCUCAGUUUCAUGCUGCAAAUACUAGAACAGUCCGCGGCUUUACUGAUCCAACUCCAAAGAUUUCAUUACCAGUCUUUGCCCUUGCUUCAUACAAGCUGAAAGGAUCAAUUGUAAGUCCUUGUGGGCCCCAUGAAUGCGAGCAAGAGAACUCUCUUCUGCAAGCCGCGGAAAAUUGGCUUAGAUGUUUGCAGGUUAUUCUACCUGAUUACCAGUUUUUCCGUGCUCACUACUCUCACCGAAGAUGAUGGGAACGAAGUGCCCGUUUUGACAUAAAAAAAAGUUUUGGAACUAGUGCUUUAGAAAUUCCAUUCCAUCGACACCGGAUACCCUGGUAAAAAUUGUUGUGCAGUGUUGUUUAAGCUUUCCCAGUGUAUUAGUAUGUAAAAAAAUUCCUUGAAAAAGCAUGAUUCCCUACAGAAUAGGAUAUAAUGAUGAGGUGGGUUCCUUUUGCAUAGAUGAUACAAUUGACAGUGUGUUAGUUUACAUGGGAAUGUGGGUCAUAUAUUAGUAGUAUAUUAGUUGAGUGACUGACUAUGGCAAGUCGGUAAUUAGCGACCCCGAAUGUCCGCGAUGGCGACGAAUACUUCAAACAUCUGUAAUCUGUACUUUUAGAAUGGAUAUAUAACUCAAACUUAUAUAUAUAGAGCUUUAUAAUUCCUUCUUGGAAGAAUA
Messenger RNA from Sesamum indicum (sesame), 1978 nucleotides. RefSeq lists its product as uncharacterized. NCBI's taxonomy places the organism in Eukaryota, Viridiplantae, Streptophyta, Magnoliopsida, Lamiales, Pedaliaceae. The record is from RefSeq and is a predicted model, not a curated record.